AUGGUGGAUGUGAGCGCGAAAGUGGCCACCUCUAGAAGCGCUAUAGCUGAAGGUACACUUAAGGAAAGGAAUGAAGUGAAAAUCCGUGCGAUAGUUCGAACGAAGGCAGAGACCGGUGUUGAAAUGGAGGCGCUGACAGCAGUGAGCGUUGCUGCGUUGACAUUGUACGAUAUGUGUAAGGCGAUUACCCACAAAAUGGAAAUUUCCGAUAUUAGAUUGGUGGGUAAACAUGGUGGGAAGCGGGAUUUCGGGCAGACGGAACUCUGA
This is a messenger RNA of Anisakis simplex (herring worm), 267 nucleotides long. Lineage: Eukaryota; Metazoa; Nematoda; Chromadorea; Rhabditida; Anisakidae. The record is from the annotation of a GenBank genome assembly.